CAGAUUCUCAAUCUUGAAUCACAAUGCAGAGGAUUUUUCCAGAUGGCAGAGACAGCGGGAAGAGGAGAGUGACGCUCAGGCAUUCAUCAGCCACAUCUCGCAGUGGGAGGGGAGAGGAACUGAAGCCUCGGAGCUCUCCGGUAACAGAGACAGUAGACGGCAUUGACUCACGCAGCACGUUGUUGGACUCUUCCAGACCUGCAGCUGAAAACCCGACGGGAGAACGAGUAUAGGAUAAAGACACAAUAUGAACUUUUAUCCUGUUUUUCUUUCCUUUCGAAGGGGAUAUUAUCUUUAAAAUCCUUUCUGGACACCAUCAUUUUAACUCUGAGCUCUAAACAAACCACCGAGGGGACAAGAGUACAGUCUUCCUGCGGGCGGUCAAAGGAAAUCAAAACAAUCUGCUGAAGGAUGCUACUUCAAUAGACAGUCCGAACAUCCGCUGUCAAUAUGUUCAGACGAGGUUAUGGCGGGGUGGAGUUGCUGCUGGUGCUGUGGGGCCUGGAUCUCUCUAUGCCCUGCCCCCGCCACUGCAUCUGCUACACUUCACCUAGCACCGUUUCCUGUCAGGCUCACAACUUCCAUGAAGUGCCCGAGGGUAUCCCCGCUCAGAGUGAGCGUGUCUUCUUGCAGAACAACAAGAUCCAGCGGCUGCUCCGCGGCCACUUUUCGCCCACCACCACCAUGCUGUGGCUUUACUCAAACAACCUCUCCUACAUACAGCCAUCCACGUUUCACGGCUUUGACCGGCUGGAGGAGCUCGACCUGGGGGAUAACCGGCACCUGAAGGCCGUCGCCUCGGACACCUUUAUGGGUCUGGGUUGGCUACACGCGCUGCAUCUGUACCAUUGUGGCCUCAUCAGUCUGCCUCCAGGGAUCUUUGCUGGUUUACAUAAUCUUCAGUAUCUCUACCUACAGGAUAACCAAUUAGAGUUCUUAGAGGAUGAUUUAUUCAUCGACCUCCUGAACCUAAGUCAUCUCUUCCUGCAUGGGAAUCGGCUUUGGAGUCUUCGCCAGAACACUUUCCGAGGAUUGGGCGUCUUGGACCGGCUCCUUCUGCACCAGAACCGAAUCCAGUGGGUUGAUCGGCAGGCUUUCCAUGACCUUCGGCGUCUCACCAUGCUCUACCUGUUCAAUAACUCCAUCACUGAGCUAUCCGGUGGCACCCUGAUGCAGCUGCCGGCCUUGGAGUACCUGCGUCUAAAUGACAAUCCCUGGGAAUGUGACUGCAAGGCGUUAUCCCUCUGGGACUGGCUGCAAAGGUUUAGGGGCUCCACAUCCACUCUGAUCUGCGUUUCACCGCCGGAGUUGGCAGGAAAGGAUAUGAAGAAGGUGAAGAAGGAAGAGCUACCCAGCUGCUUGUCGAACGAGGGUCACAGAAGAGGUAACUCUGGAGGGGAGAUGGAGCAUGGAGACUCUUUAAACCAUCUAAACCGCCACAGAAUCCAUCACAACCAUCAUCAGCGGCCGUACAUGCCGCAUGGGGACCAGUACAGCUUGCCUUCACCCUCACCCCUGCCGCGUCCACCGAAGGGAAGCCGCAAAAACUGUACCCGCCGGGGCCGCAAGGGAAAAGGGGGGCUCAAUGAGGUACAGGUACUUCAGGAGGGGGAUGAGAAGGACUACUCUCCAGAUGGAGGUAAAUACGAUAUGUCUGCAUCCUCAAGAAGGAGAAACAAGUGCAUCCCCAGAACUUCUGUUGGUCCACCAAGUGGAGUCCAGAGAGCUAAUAACACUGGAUCCCAUGCAGCAGCAUUUAUUCCCUGUUUGUCAUCAGCUCUUUUUCUGUCAAUCUAUUUUGUGAUCCUACGCUGAAACAGAACCCAGACACUUUUGUGCUAAGGAUGCAACCUUAUUAUUAAUUCUCCUAAAAAAAACAUCCUAUCCUGGCUAUUUAAGGAGACAUGUGGACAACCAAGUGUGUUGUUGAUACUGUUUGGGAACAUUGUGAAGUAUUCCUGCGAUAAAAAUGCAGGGAUUCUUAUGUGUCAAAAGAUGGAAGUCAGGGAGCGCAACUCAGCCCACUGUUUUGAUGAUGUCAGCAUAGAAACAACAGGGAAACUUCUGUCUCUUUGGCAUCAGUCACUUCAUCAAAUUUAUGUGCUCAUGAAAACUGUACAGCCUCAUGAAAUAAUGAGCCAAUUAUUCAUUCAAAUUACAGUGAGAGCACACAGUAAGUAUCAAAACAGUUAACCCUCUUGACUCAGUAGUGCUCUCACAGCACACCCUUGAUCUGUCACUCACACUAGGACAAAGACAGUCAUUUAAAGCUGUCUCUUUGCUCACUCAACAGCACCUUACGAUCAAGAAACAAAGUACCGCAGACACUGGUGGCAGGAAAAUGAGUCAUUGUGAAGAGUUUCAACGGUAAUAGCUGUAAUUACUAUCAAUCUGCCAGCAAAUUGGCUCUGCACCCACGUCUCACAGCAGUUUUAAUGCACAUCUGUACACUUUGGCAUCUAAAUAAUACAGCUGAAAUUGUCACACAACAAUAUAACUGUCAGUUCGUCAAUGCAGUCCAGUUGAAAGCUAUCAUUUGUCCUCAACUUUGCAUACCAACCUAAAAGCCAGUCCAAGCCAACUGGUCUCAUUCAGCAUCCUAGAGUGAGUGAAUAUUUCUGAGAAACGGUUGUGUAACUGUGGGUGUAAAGUGGAAAAGGAAAAUAAAUACUCUAAAGCUGUGUGGAUACGACAAAGCUAGAUAAAAAGAGUGCCUAAUGGGAGCCAGUUAUCCUACGAACAACAUCUGGAGGCGAGAGACAAUUUCAUUCACUCUCCGACUUCUCUUGGUUGAGCACCUCUCUGCAGGCUAAGAAAAACCAGGGGAUUUAGUCUCAGUCAUAAAACUUCUGAUUCACUGAAAGUGAUGUGCGCUUCCCUCUGUAAUGCAAUGGAGGUCCGUGUAUCAUUCAAAAGCACCAUUCAGUCCAAACAGUCACAAGAAACAGAUUCUGUGUCAGAGGUUUGAUCAGCCUCUGUUGAGUAAAAAGUAAGGUCAGAGUGUGUGACGAAUGAAUGAGCUUGCGGACUGCUCUUCUCUGAUUUGUCAACAAGGACUUGCUGAUCUUCAAGCCUGUUUGAAGAGUUGGAUUUUAUCGCUGCUAGAUCUGAAGAGAGAAAAUCCCUAUGACAUGUGGAGGCUAUGUGCUCUUCUCCAAGAAUUACCCAUGAAAAAAAGAACAGUGGGAUGCAGCAUACUCUUUGAUAACAGUGCAUUUCAACAGUGGUCUUACCCCAGAAAAUAAAAAAAGACCAACCACCUUCACAGCUCACCGCAAACUUCAAACCCGGGACUCUGAUUUGGUUUUUCUCUAGACAUCCUGUUUUUCUGUGCAGCUCACCUAAUGUCUCCACCACUCAAUUGAAAUGGUGGAAACUGAUAAAACAAAUCAUUUCAUAAUUUUCUACAGCAAAACAAAGCAUUGUUGUCUUUUUUUUUUUUACUAGCUGCUCCUCAUAAGUAGAGAUGCACCAAGAAAUUGACACGUGACAGGAAGUGGACAAUUUUCAGUUUGGAUACCCCCAGUAGGCUACCAGCCAUUUGGAAACUCAUAUUUGAUUAUCACUCUGGUUGCACUCCAAAGAUCACUCAAAAGUUAGCUAUUUUCAGGAUCAAGUUUAAAAAUAAGACAAGAACAAAAAAUAAGAAAAAGCACAAAGAUCGAAGAAGCAACACUUUUUCUUUAAACACGUCUGUAAUUAUUUCUUUUGAAAGAGGGAGAGCUUGAUUUUCAGCUGAUAACAGAAAGUCUGAACAGAGUCCAGAAAAAUUACUUCAUUUCAUCCUUUUGAAUAUUCUACCCUGGUCUGUGAUCUUGGCUGCCUUUUGGAAAUCUCAGUUAAAGGGACAGUUUGGAUUGCUUAAAUUAUCAGUAACAGCUGUCUUUCCAGUUGUAGACAGAUGUCUUAUCACCCAAGGUGAAUAAAUUCGAAAAGUGAGUCAAAUUAACCAUUUGUUGUAACUUAUUUUCUGAAGUUAAAAACAAUUCAAACAAGAAAUGAGCGAGAGAAACCUAUGUCAGCAACUAUAUUUUCACAUUACACUGUUGUUGAUGAUAGUGAACUGGAAAGAAGUACUUUCUCAUUGACCCCUUGGUUUAUGUUGCCCAGCAGUCAAUAGGUAAGAGGUGGAGUCCAUUGCCUACUGGAGUAGAAACCCCUGAAGUGAGCCAGAGGUAGUAAGUGGGUAUUGAAGAUGUAUAGACUGCAACCCAUCAUCAGUGCAUCUUCACUGGUUUGUGCUCUAUGCAUAAAGGAGAAGCUGAAAAGGAAGAACAUUACUGCAGUUUUUCUAUCCUUUUGUUCCUGAGAGAUCAUUUAUCCACAUCAGGAAAACUAUGAGGGGCCGUUUAGGACAAAAUUUACGUUUUGUCUCUCACACACUACCAAAAACUCUUGCAUACUC
This is a messenger RNA of Xiphophorus maculatus (southern platyfish), 4405 nucleotides long. It is a transcript of the gene rtn4rl1a, whose product is annotated as reticulon-4 receptor-like 1. The record is from RefSeq and is a predicted model, not a curated record. Gene Ontology annotation, molecular function: protein binding. The coding region runs from base 451 to 1815 and encodes 454 amino acids. Lineage: Eukaryota; Metazoa; Chordata; Actinopteri; Cyprinodontiformes; Poeciliidae. The transcript is spliced from 5 exons.